AUGGCUACCGGAAUCUUCAACUCUACCUACUAUGGCAAGGACUACCGCGCCGGUGCCGCCCUCCUGCGUGCCCGUCGCCCAUACUUGUUCAAGAAUACUAUCACAGGCUUUGGGCUAUUCGCGUUUACAGUUGCAGUCUACACCUACACUCUGAAGGCUGUCGGCCAAGAAGAAUUCGCCGACGUCAAGAUCCCCGAUGCCCCCGCGGACAAGAAAUAA
Penicillium digitatum Pd1 is the source of this 219-nucleotide messenger RNA. Its product is annotated as Coiled-coil domain-containing protein 56. Gene Ontology annotation, biological process: mitochondrial respiratory chain complex IV assembly. Lineage: Eukaryota; Fungi; Ascomycota; Eurotiomycetes; Eurotiales; Aspergillaceae. Gene Ontology annotation, cellular component: mitochondrial inner membrane. The record is from RefSeq and is a predicted model, not a curated record.